This is a messenger RNA of Syzygium oleosum, 1075 nucleotides long. RefSeq lists its product as uncharacterized. Lineage: Eukaryota; Viridiplantae; Streptophyta; Magnoliopsida; Myrtales; Myrtaceae. The record is from RefSeq and is a predicted model, not a curated record. The transcript is spliced from 7 exons. The coding region runs from base 172 to 786 and encodes 204 amino acids.
UAAGCCGGAAGGUCGGUUCGGUUCGGUUCGGUUCCCUACACGGACAGAGAAAAACCAACGCGGCGAAAACCCUAACGUUGAUCUUCGCACCUACGAGGCCUCGUCUUCGAUUUGCUUCUCCAUCCCCUCUCUCUCCGACGCGGCUUCUCUUCUGCGAUUGUCUGAAUUGAGAUGGCAGCUAAACCUUUGAUGAGCGAUGCUAUCGCUCUUACGGAGAAGAAAAUGGACAUGACUCUAGAUGAAAUUAUCAAAAUGUCCAAGAAUCCUGCAAAUAAAGCCAAGAAGUUUAGACCUUCUCAGAAUAAAAGUCAGAGAAGUUUUAGAAAUGCUGCCAAAGAAAAAUCCCUGAGGUAUAGACACUUCAUGGACACAAGAUCAUCUCUUAGACAGGGAGCUCUUGCUCGGAAAAGAUCAAACUUUCAACCAAACCAUUUUCCUUUGGCAACUGAAGCUGCAAGAAAGGCUGGGGUCAAUCCUUUUGGUGGAAGAGCUUUUAACCGCGAUAGAACGGCUAUUGCAAAUAGGCCAAGGGCUGGAGGUGUAGUCAUUCAGAAAAGGAUUGCAAAUGGAGCUGUAGCUGCAAAGCAGCAGAAAGAGAAUGAAAGCAAUGCAGGCGCCAAGCAGAGGCCUAAGACACUGGAUUCUCUGUUUGCAGAUCUGAAGGAGCAGAGGAUGAAGGCUGGGCCACGCCAGAUCAAUACAGUGCCUCGCCAGAUCAAUACAGUGCCACGAAACAGGGGUGGCCACCCAAUUCCCCCGUGGCAUAGAGCUCGAUUCAGAAACUAAUUAAUGCCCCAGUUAAGUUGCGGCUGGAACGAAUUGUCGUUUUCCCAGAGCUUAAGAGUGGGUAUAUGCCCUUGGUGUGGUGCUGGUGGCUUCCUACACAUCCAUUUGUUGCGACCUUUUGGUACCUAGCAGUGCUCCAGUGAAAGUAUAGUUUUCAUCGAGUUGAUUUUGUAUGUGGCCGUAGUGGCCAUGUCUAUAAAAAGUCUUUACCUUUUUUACUCAAUUUGGUUUGCUGAUUGACAAUGCCAUCAUCAACAUCAAUUAGGCGAGCUUGUUUUGUUUUUCUUUA